GAGAGAGAAGAGGAGGAGGAGGGAAGAGGGAGGAAGGGAGGAGGAUGGAGGAGCUGAGCGCUGUGGGUGAGCAAGUUUUCGCCGCGGAAUGUAUCCUCAGGAAAAGACUGAGGAAGGGGAAGCUGGAGUACUUGGUGAAGUGGCGAGGGUGGUCUUCCAAGCAUAAUAGUUGGGAGCCAGAGGAAAAUAUUCUUGAUCCACGACUCCUGCUCGCUUUUCAAAGGAGCCAACAGGAGAAAGAACUGCAGAAUCGCAAGCGAGGCAAGAGACCUAGGGGCAGACCAAGGAAGCAUGUGGAACAAGAAGCCCCUCUUUCAUCAAAAUCCAGCAGUUCUUCUGAGGAAGAGGAUGACGAGGAUGACGAUGAUGAUGAUGAUGAUGAAAGUGAUGAUCAGACCCAGUCUGUGUCCAGGAGCAACGACCGCCGGGAAGAGCCAGACCGUAUCGCGCAGAAACGGACUCAGACCGAAGUCUCCCAAACGAAAGCGGACGCAAAGGACACCGGCAAAAAGAAGCGGGCCAGCAAAAUUAUUCGCACCGACCAUCGGAAGAACACAAAGACCAAACCAGGAAAAGCUUUAAAAACGUCCGGAAAUGGCACAAGCGGCGACUCUGGAACUGAUGAAUCGUCAAAAGAAAAGGUGAGAAAACCAGAGGGAUCUGGGAGUGCGAAUAAGGUGGGAUCAGAAAAGAGCAGUUUGGAAUCUCCAAGUAUAACUACUGGAGUGUUAAAAUCAAGCCUCUUCAGUUCACCCAAACUCGGUAAACCCAUAAAUAAUUCAGCCAGGUCAGCCUUGCAGACCACAAAUCGUACAGGAAUAGGUCAGCACUCUUCCAAAGUUCGUGCUGCCAGUCCAUUGGUACCGAAUAAACCUGUCUCAGCAAUGCAAUCUGCAGGCGCUCGAGUGCUGACCUCACAAGGAGCGAAUGAGAAAACUAACCAUGCGUUAAAUAAGAACACUGGAAAUACUAAGAGCUCUGUUGAGUCUGAAUCCAAUUUACACAACUCCAAGAGCUUGAGUAGUGCGGCACCGAUGAAGACCAAUUCUAACCUUUGUACUUCAGCUAAACCAGGAUCCAAUUCCCCGAUUCUGAACAGUCCGAGUGCAAGCAGCCUCGGUCGGAAUUUGCAAGCUUCAAACGCUGCUCAUUCAGGAUUAAAUUUACAUGCCUUAAAGCUUCAGAGUACCAACAAGGCAGGACUGAAUUCAAAGGGUCUAAGUGGCCCAGGAGUAAAUUUACCUGAUUUGGGUUCAAAGAGCAACAGCAACAAUUCGCCAAUUGUGAAUUCAAGGAGCAUUGGGACUCCAGGACUGAAUUCAACUGAAUUGAAUUCCCGUACCGUUGCUAAUGCCGUGUUAAAUUCACAAACUCUCAGUAGCCAUGCACUAUGCGAGAGCAGUGGGAAACAUGGUGUUGAGAAGGAGAAUCGGAUGAAAGUAGAUAGGGAGACUAUAAACACUGCAGUCCAUCACGCUGACAACCAAAUCAGGGACAGCGACAAAAAGGAGGUCUCGUCUGAAACGCCCAAACAGAGCAGCAACGUGCCAACAGAACUGAGCACAGGCGAGGAGACCAUGAGUUCAGAUUCUGAUCAUGACUCUUCAUUUUCAAGCACGGUUGCAAACCCGUCCAUUUCAGUCCAGACAAACCAAGACUGGAAGCCCACCCGCAGCUUGAUCGAACAUGUAUUUGUCACUGAUGUGACAGCUAACCUGGUCACAGUGACUGUGAAGGAGAGUCCGACCAGCGUGGGCUUUUUCAACAUGCGACAUUAUUAGAACACUAGCUGAAGACAAGUAAACUAGUCAUCCUGAACUUUAAAUCUUCCACUAGAGAACAGUUUGGUCUUGGGCUUUUAGUUGACGUUUUGUCUUCUAUAUCACCACUAAGUGACUCUGUAGAAUGGUGCACAACUUGUAGGUUUUUACCCCUCUCCACCCCUACCAAAAAUACAAUAGUGCUUUGCUGAAGAGAAAAUAAGUCCUUUGUGCGCCAGAUCGUUUUUGUAAAAUGUAUCGACUGUUGAAUCUACAAAAGCAGAGGCUUGUAAAUAUCAAAACCUUGAAUGUCUUCUGUAAAUUCAAUAGAGAGCACGAGAGCUUUUAAAAUAGUAUCUAUAUGUGAGGCUCCGUUUUUUAAAAAAGAAAAUUCAAGGUUGAAACACAGUGACAAACAUUCUGAGAAUUUAUUUGGGGUUUUUGGAAGGGAAGUGAGCCGCAAAGGAGGGCUAGAGUUUAGUGACGCUAUCUAGGCUUAUACCAUAGUCAGUGCAUGAAGCUUUAUAACUUUGGAAAACCAAUAAAAACUGAAGCAAGUAGUAGUGUAGCCUGUUGCUGGAACAAAUUAUAAUUACUUUUAUUGUUCAAGUCAGGAUAUGUAAAGAACGCACUGCCCAAUGGCAAAUGGCAUAUCGGCACAACAUGGAGCUGUAUCGAUUGAGUUGUGAAAAAUCAGGGCAGCCUGGAGCCUCAAGCAAUUGAGUACAUGACUUCCAGACAGAAAGGCAGGAUUCUCAGGCUUCCCAUCACUCAUCACACGUAUGGUUCACUUGAGCGAAUUAGGUCAAUUCUCUGCAGGGACAUGAGAUGGGAAACACACAAAUUAAUGCUCUCUGAUAAUCAGUUGGGAAAUGUUUUUGCUGGUCCUUAAACAGUAAAAGCUUCUUAAUGGAACACCCAUUUAAUGGAUAUUUUAUUUUCAAUAUUCAACAGUGCUAUCAUAUAAACAGUGUAGAAUGUAUUUUAAAAAAAACAAGCAGUGCCUCAGCAAAUGGUGCCUAUGAAUGAAUGUUGCUGUUUAGAGGGUGUCUAUUACCAGCAUUACUGUAGUGACAAGCUAUAUAUUUAGCCUGAUUUCUUUGCAAAGCACAGUUCUUUAGGAACUAGGAGUGAGAAAACUCCAAAUUGUCAGUAAAGGCGACAGUGAGUGCUUAUAAUGGAAAUUUCCUGAAAUAUUUGGAAACUUAGCACUUGAGUUGGUGAUUUACUCAAUGAGCAUUACCUGCACCUGACAGCAUUUAGGUAAUAAUAAUACUUCCAUUCGAUCUAGCGCUUUAUCGAAUCAUCAAGACUUCUUGAAGCGCUUCACAGGAUAUACUGUAAAGUGGAUUUGACUGU
Callorhinchus milii (elephant shark) is the source of this 3119-nucleotide messenger RNA. It is a transcript of the gene cbx2, whose product is annotated as chromobox homolog 2 (Drosophila Pc class). Gene Ontology annotation, biological process: negative regulation of transcription by RNA polymerase II. The record is from RefSeq and is a predicted model, not a curated record. The coding region runs from base 45 to 1781 and encodes 578 amino acids. NCBI's taxonomy places the organism in Eukaryota, Metazoa, Chordata, Chondrichthyes, Chimaeriformes, Callorhinchidae. Gene Ontology annotation, cellular component: PRC1 complex; heterochromatin. The transcript has 5 exons.